AAUGCCUAAAUCCAAGGAAGUUCUCUCCUCCACCUCUGGAAGCGACUCUGACAGCGAGGUGGAGACCAAGGCAAAGAAGAAGAAGGUCAGUCCUCCAGAGAAGCCCGCCAAGAAACCCAAGACCGGCGAGAGCUCAAAGCCCGGGGGCUCGUCCCGCUCCGGCGGGGGGGCAGAAGACAACAUGUUCCAGAUCGGAAAGAUGCGGUACGUAAGCGUCAGGGACUUCAAAGGGAAGGUUCUGAUCGACAUCAGAGAGUACUGGAUGAACCAGGACGGGGAGAUGAAGCCGGGGAAGAAAGGCAUCUCUCUGAACCCGGAACAGUGGAACCAGCUGAAAGACCAGAUAUCAGAAAUCGACGAGGCCAUCAAGAGAACAUGAGCAUUCCCGUCUGUCUGUUUUUGUAGCUUCUUUUUCCUGUUUUCUAAAGUUUCUCUUGUUUGUAGUUUCCAGUUGUGCUCAGUGGGGGGCGCCUAUACUGUUUUUGUAUUUGAGAAUAAAGGUGAUGGGAGCGUGGA
This is a messenger RNA of Oryzias melastigma (Indian medaka), 516 nucleotides long. It is a transcript of the gene sub1b, whose product is annotated as SUB1 regulator of transcription b. Gene Ontology annotation, biological process: positive regulation of transcription initiation by RNA polymerase II. The record is from RefSeq and is a predicted model, not a curated record. Gene Ontology annotation, molecular function: DNA binding; transcription coactivator activity. Gene Ontology annotation, cellular component: transcription regulator complex; nucleus. Lineage: Eukaryota; Metazoa; Chordata; Actinopteri; Beloniformes; Adrianichthyidae.